Messenger RNA from Miscanthus lutarioriparius, 1452 nucleotides. Lineage: Eukaryota; Viridiplantae; Streptophyta; Magnoliopsida; Poales; Poaceae. The record is from the annotation of a GenBank genome assembly.
AUGGGUUCCUACGACGGCGAGAACGAGCCGAAAGCCGCCGCCGCCGCCGCCGGCGGCGGCGGCGGCGGAAGCCACGUGCUCCUCCUGCCGUACCCGAGCCAGGGCCACGUCCACCCGAUGCUCCAGUUCGGCAAGCGCCUGGCGUACCACGGCCUGCGGCCCACGCUGGCCGUCACCCGCUUCAUCCUCACCACCUGCGCGCCCGACGCCGCCGCGCUGCAGGGCCUGGGCGGCGCCGGCGCGGUCGGCCUCGCGGCGGUCUCGGACGGCUUCGACCGCGGCGGCUUCGGCGAGUGCGGAGACGUGAAUGCGUACCUGUCCCAGCUCGAGGCGGCCGGGUCGGAGACGCUGGGCGAGCUCCUCCGGGACGAGGCCGCGCGGGGCCGGCCCGUCCGGGCCGUGGUCUACGACGCGUUCCUGCCGUGGGCGCAGGGCGUGGCGCGGCGGCACGGCGCCAGCGCCGCGGCCUUCUUCACGCAGCCGUGCGCCGUCAACGUGGCGUACGGCCACGUGUGGUCCCGCCGGCUGCGCAUGCCGGUGGAUGGUGGGGCGGUCCUCCGGCUCCCUGGUCUGCCGGCGCUCGAGCCGGAUGACCUGCCGUGGUUCCUCAAGGUCGGGACAGGCCCGUACCCGGCCUACUUCCAGCUGGUCAUCCGCCAGUUCCAGGGGCUGGAGCAAGCCGACGACGUGCUUGUCAACUCGUUCUACGAGCUUGAGCCCGAGGAGGCGGAGUACAUGGCGUCGGCGUGGCGCGCCAAGACGAUCGGGCCGACGGUGCCGGCGUCCUACAUCGGCGACGACCGCCUCCCGACGGACACCAAGUACGGGCUGCACCUCUACGAGCUGACCGCCGCGCCGUGCAUCGCCUGGCUGGACACGCACCCGCCGCGCUCCGUGGUGUACGCCUCCUUCGGCAGCCUGUCCGACCUCGACCCGCUAGAGAUGCGGGAGAUCGCUCACGGCCUCCUCGACGCCGGCCGGCCGUUCCUCUGGGUCGUCCGCGCGUCCGAGACCCACAAGCUGCCCGCGGGCUUCCCCGAGCAGCAGCGCGGGCUGGUGGUGUCGUGGUGCCCGCAGCUGGAGGUGCUGGCGCACCGCGCCGUGGGGUGCUUCCUGACCCACUGCGGCUGGAACUCCACCGUGGAGGCGCUGGUGGCGGGCGUGCCCAUGGUGGCCGUGCCGCAGUGGACGGACCAGCCCAUGAACGCCUGGUACGUGGAGGCCGUGUGGCGGGUGGGCGUGCGGGCGCGCGCGGCCACGCCCGACGGCCUCGUGCGGAGGGGCGAGGUGGUCAGGGGCAUCGAGGAGGUGAUGGACGGCGAGAGGAGUGCCGAGUACAGGAGCAACGCCGACGUGUGGAUGGAGAAGGCCAGGGCGGCGAGCAGGGAAGGCGGCAGCUCCGACAGGAACAUCGCCGAGUUCGUGGCCAAGUACGCCUCGGACGCCAAGUGA